Meyerozyma guilliermondii ATCC 6260 is the source of this 852-nucleotide messenger RNA. RefSeq names its product 60S ribosomal uL1 domain-containing protein (gene RPL10A). NCBI's taxonomy places the organism in Eukaryota, Fungi, Ascomycota, Pichiomycetes, Serinales, Debaryomycetaceae. The record is from RefSeq and is a predicted model, not a curated record. The coding region runs from base 1 to 852 and encodes 283 amino acids. The transcript has a single exon.
AUGCGUACCUUCAUGGCUCCACGUUGGUAUAUGGAGAGGUGCACCGAUGUGGAAAGUUGCGAAACUCGAGAGCGAGCUUGGUUUGCACACGCAUUAGCGGUUCGCGCACGCUGGACAUUUUUCUCAAAUUUUUUUUGUUGCAAAUUUUUCAUCCUCGUCGAAUCAGUUAAUUUACCAAAUCAAUUUGGGAGACGAAAAAUGUCAAAGAUCACCACCUCUCACGUCCGUGAGAACGUCCAGAAGUUGUUGGCCUACUCCAAUGACACCAAGAAGAGAAACUUUUUGGAAACCGUUGAGUUGCAAGUUGGUUUGAAGAACUACGACCCUCAAAGAGACAAGCGUUUCUCGGGUUCUUUGAAGUUGCCUCAGGUCCCAAGACCUAACAUGACCAUCUGUAUCUUUGGUGACGCUUUCGAUGUUGACAGAGCCAAGUCUGUUGGUGUUGAUGCCAUGUCCGUGGAUGACUUGAAAAAGUUGAACAAGAACAAGAAGCUCAUCAAGAAGUUGGCCAAGAAGUACAACUCUUUCAUUGCUUCCGAAGUGUUGAUCAAGCAGGUUCCAAGAUUGUUGGGUCCUCAAUUGUCCAAGGCUGGUAAGUUCCCAACUCCAGUUUCGCACAACGAUGACUUGUACUCCAAGGUUACCGAUGUCAAGUCCACCAUCAAGUUCCAAUUGAAGAAGGUGUUGUGUUUGGCUGUUGCUAUUGGUAACGUUGAGAUGGACGAAGAUGUCUUGACCAACCAAAUCAUGAUGGCUGCUAACUUUUUGGUUUCCUUGUUGAAGAAGAACUGGCAAAACGUUGGUUCUUUGGUCAUCAAGUCCACCAUGGGUCCUUCUUUCAGAAUCUACUAA